AUGUUAGGGUUGACAAUCAGUCGGUUUGAUGAACUCCAGUCUGCGGUUUCGAACGGUGAUGUUGUGGCUGUUGGAAGGUUGCUAACGUCGUACAAUGUAAAUAUGGCGGAUAACGAGAGGCGGAUGACGUUACUAAUGUGGGCGGUGUGCUUUCAACAACACGAGGUAGCAGAGAUGUUAAUUCGGCUUGGUGCGUCACUUUAUCCUCGGGAUAUGUUCUCCUAUAAUGUUAUUCACCACGCAGCGUGGCAAGGGGAUGUAAGGAUGAUGAAGAUUUUACUUUGUUCUAUGAGCACUUCUUCUUCAAGUGAGGAUGAAACUUCCGAGUCCACAUCAUCGCGAACUGACACAUUUCGCUUUAGACCAGGGGUACGAUCGUUGGUUGACCUACCGCAUCCUUACAACGGAAGAACACCGCUAAUGUUUGCUGCCCUUAAGGGGAACGUAGAGAUGGUAAAUUUUCUUAUUACGCAAGCUGGUGCCGCCAUUGGUGCAAAAGACCUUGAAGGGAAUUCGGUCAUGGAUAUAGCUGCUCGCAUUGGACAAAAGGCUGUUGUGACUCUACUACUUUCGAAGUGCAAUGACGACGAGGAUAUGUGUUUCAACAAGGCUAGACGAAGUGCUGAGGAUAACUGUGAAAAUGCGUCGACUUUACAACAGUUGAAUGAGUUUAAUGACCUUAAAACCACCCUAUGCCAGGAUUGGCUUCCUCAAUCGUUGGUUUCUUUAUCAUGA
Trypanosoma brucei brucei TREU927 is the source of this 735-nucleotide messenger RNA. RefSeq lists its product as hypothetical. Bases 1 to 735 code for a protein of 244 amino acids. The record is from RefSeq and is a predicted model, not a curated record. Gene Ontology annotation, molecular function: protein binding. Lineage: Eukaryota; Euglenozoa; Kinetoplastea; Trypanosomatida; Trypanosomatidae. The transcript has a single exon.